Messenger RNA from Impatiens glandulifera, 1945 nucleotides. Its product is annotated as deoxynucleoside triphosphate triphosphohydrolase SAMHD1 homolog. Gene Ontology annotation, molecular function: dGTPase activity. Gene Ontology annotation, cellular component: nucleus. Gene Ontology annotation, biological process: dGTP catabolic process. Bases 240 to 1676 code for a protein of 478 amino acids. The record is from RefSeq and is a predicted model, not a curated record. Lineage: Eukaryota; Viridiplantae; Streptophyta; Magnoliopsida; Ericales; Balsaminaceae. The transcript is spliced from 19 exons.
CGAUACUGCUCCUCCUCUUCCUUUUUGGCUUGGCUGGCGGCAUCACAUCAAUCGUCAUCAGUGAGUCCGUCAGUCCGUCCGUCCGUCCUGCACCAAAUCCUUCCUUUUGCUCAAUUUGCUCAUCGUCGUUCGUCCAUUUGUCGUUCAUCAUCAAAUCAAAUCAAAUCAAAGCGCUCUUUCUCUCUCAUAUCGGAUUUAAAAAAAAGUUGGAUUUUCUGGAUUCCUUGAACAACACCUGAAUGGGAACUUGGUACAACCGCGAACCUCCUCCGAGCAUCAGCUACAUUUCUUCGUCGUCGUCAAUGGAAGAGGAGGAGCGUCUAUUCUCAAAGUCUGUUCACGAUAAUGUCCACGGAAACAUCUACCUCGAUCCGCUUUCCUUGAAGUUUGUUGACACUGAGCAGUUUCAGAGGCUUCGUGAUCUCAAGCAACUCGGUGUUGCAUUCAUGGUAUAUCCUGGAGCAGUGCACUCGCGGUUUGAACACUCACUUGGGGUAUAUUGGCUAGCUGGUGAAGCCAUUCAAAGAUUAGCAAAAUACCAAGGGGCAGAGCUAGGAAUUGAUCGUUUUGAUAUACAGACUGUAAAACUUGCUGGUUUGUUACAUGAUGUGGGUCAUGGCCCAUACAGUCAUAUGUUUGAGAAAGAGUUUCUUCCCAGGGUUCUUAAUGGAUCCAAAUGGUCUCAUGAAGAGAUGUCCUUGAAGAUGAUUGACCAUAUUGUUGAUAUGCACCACAUUGAGAUUGAUCCCGAAUCCCUGAAGAAAGCAAAGGAAAUGAUUGUUGCUAGCUGUGGAAAUGGACUUCCAGUGAGAUCCAAAGAGAAGUGUUUCUUAUAUGACAUUGUAGCAAAUGGAAGAAAUGGAAUAGAUGUAGACAAAUUUGAUUACAUAGUUCGUGACUCUCGGGCAUGCGGUCUUGGUUGCAAUUUCCAGUUUGAAAGGUUGUUAGAGACAAUGAAAGUGGUUGAUGAUGAGAUAUGUUAUCGUGCCAAAGAGUAUUUAACCAUUCACAAACUGUUCGCCUCUCGAGCUGAUCUACACCGGACAGUUUAUACACACGCAAAAGUCAAGGCAAUAGAACUCAUGAUAGUGGAUGCCCUAGAAAAAGCAAAUGACUACCUUCAAAUUGAGUCUUUUAUUACUGAUCCAGCUGAAUAUUGGAAGUUGGAUGACACAAUAAUAAAAACAAUUGAAGUUUCUCCUAACCAAGAGCUUAAGGAAGCAAGAGAUAUAAUCCUUCGUAUUCGUAGAAGGGAUCUAUACCAGUUCUGCAAUGAGUUUUCUGUUCCAAAAGAAAGGCUGGAAUAUUUCAAAGACAUCACUUGUAAAGAUAUCAUUUGCUCCCAGAAAAGUGGCAGUGUUACUCUGAAAGAAGAAGACAUUGCUGUCACUAAUGUCAAAAUUGACUUGACCCGGGAAAGAAAUAAUCCUAUUGAAAGAAUCAAAUUCUUCAAGGAUUAUGACAGCACCGAGAAAUUCAGUAUCCAGGAUGACCGUAUCAGUCACCUGUUGCCAGGAUCUUAUCAAGACAUGAUUGUCAGAGUUUACUCCAAGAAGCCAGAAUUGGUUGUAGCUGUCUCUGAGGCCUUUGAGAAUUUCCAGUUGAAGACAUAUGGGGUGAAAACCCAAGUACAUGAAACACCGGAAAAGAAGAGGCGUCGUCGAUCCAAUUACUGACUGUUAUGGCGAUGCUUGAUGAUGAUAGCCCUUGGGGGGGGCCUAUAUAUAUAUAUAUACUGACAUGUGCAAACUAAAUAUAUACAUGAUAAGAUUGAUGGAUAGAUACUUUUUUGGUAAAUCCCUCUAUCCUUCUCCCCAUUGACCAAACUACACAGAUGGGUAUGUUUUUGGAAUUCAAGUAGUAGCUGCUCUGCCAAUUUUGAAUUCUGGGCAGUUUUGUUGGGAAAUUAUUAGUAUUACAUUCUCAUUCUCAUCCUCUUUUAAAA